AUGGGGCAUAACGGUAGCUGGAUUUCCCGAAAUGCCAGCGAGCCGCGCAACGCGUCCAGCGCCGAGGCGGCGGGCGCCAACCGCAGCGCGCUCGGGGAGUUUGGCGAGGCGCAGCUGUACCGCCAGUUCACCACCACCGUGCAGGUCGUCAUCUUCAUAGGCUCGCUGCUCGGAAACUUCAUGGUGUUAUGGUCGACUUGCCGCACAACCGUGUUCAAAUCUGUCACCAACAGGUUCAUUAAAAACCUGGCCUGCUCAGGGAUUUGUGCCAGCCUGGUCUGCGUGCCCUUCGACAUCAUCCUCAGCACCAGUCCUCACUGUUGCUGGUGGAUCUACACCAUGCUCUUCUGCAGGGUCGUCAAGUUUUUGCACAAAGUCUUCUGCUCUGUGACUAUCCUCAGCUUCCCUGCCAUUGCCUUGGACAGGUACUACUCAGUCCUCUAUCCGCUGGAGAGAAAAAUAUCUGAUGCCAAGUCCCGAGAACUAGUGAUAUACAUUUGGGCCCAUGCAGUGGUGGCCAGUGUCCCUGUGUUUGCAGUGACCAAUGUGGCCGACAUCUACGCCAUGUCAACCUGCACGGAAGUCUGGAGCAACUCUUUGGGCCACCUGGUUUACGUUCUGGUCUACAACAUCACCACGGUCAUCGUGCCUGUGGCUGUGGUGUUCUUCUUCUUAAUACUGAUACGCCGGGCCCUGAGUGCCAGCCAGAAGAAGAAGGUCAUCAUAGCAGCACUGCGGACCCCACAGAACACCAUCUCUAUCCCCUAUGCCUCCCAGCGGGAGGCUGAGCUGCAUGCCAUGCUGCUGUCCAUGGUGAUGGUCUUCAUCUUAUGCAGCGUGCCCUACGCCACACUGGUCAUCUACCAGACAGUGCUUAAUGUCCCCGACACUUCCGUCUUCUUGCUGCUCACGGCCAUUUGGCUGCCCAAAGUCUCUCUGCUGGCGAACCCUGUGCUUUUUCUUACUGUGAACAAAUCUGUCCGCAAGUGCUUGGUAGGGACCUUGGUCCAACUGCACCACCGCUACAGCCGCCGAAACGUGGUGGGCACAGGGAGUGGGAUGGCUGAUGCCAGCCUGGAGCCCAGCAUGCGCUCAGGCAGCCAACUCCUGGAGAUGUUCCACAUUGGGCAGCAGCAGAUCUUCAAGCCCACGGAGGAUGAGGAAGAGAGCGAAGCCAAGUACCCAGGCUCAGGGGCUCUCCAGGCCAAGGAGCUACUUCCCACCUGCCUGGAGGCAGAGCUGGGGCCACAGUUUGCAGCUCCCGCACCACCCCCGGGCACUGUGGACUCUAUCUCCCAGGUAGCACCAGCAGUGUCUGUGGAAUCUGAGACAUUUCCCGACAAGUAUUCCCUGCAGUUUGGCUUUGGGCCUUUUGAGUUGCCUCCCCAGUGGCUCUCAGAGACCCGAAACAGCAAGAAGAGACUGCUUCCUCCCUUGGGUAAUACCCCAGAAGAGCUGAUCCAGACAAAGAUGCCCAAGGUAGGCAGGGUAGAGCGGAAGAUGAGCAGAAACAAUAAAGUGAGCAUCUUCCCAAAGGUGGAUUCCUAG
Budorcas taxicolor (takin) is the source of this 1548-nucleotide messenger RNA. It is a transcript of the gene GPR176, whose product is annotated as G protein-coupled receptor 176. The record is from RefSeq and is a predicted model, not a curated record. The transcript is spliced from 3 exons. Gene Ontology annotation, molecular function: G protein-coupled receptor activity. Lineage: Eukaryota; Metazoa; Chordata; Mammalia; Artiodactyla; Bovidae. Gene Ontology annotation, biological process: G protein-coupled receptor signaling pathway. The coding region runs from base 1 to 1548 and encodes 515 amino acids. Gene Ontology annotation, cellular component: plasma membrane.